AUGGCAGAGGUACCAACCACCGCAUGGGGAAGGUUCAAGCAAAGCAAGACUAAAGUUGCGUUACUUGUGACAUCUGUUACACUCGUUGUGCUAGCAGCUAUUAUUGUUCCAUUAAUUGUGUGUGGGUUGAUUGCAAAGCAAGAUAAUCAUGAAUCAAAUGAUAGCAAGCAUCGAAUUAUUACUCCUGGUUCACCUGAAUACCGAGAUCCAUUUGAUGAUUCAGCCCGGGCUCAUGAAUUUACACCACCGUUGAAAGAGAAAUUUCGAUACAAUUCAGGUGAUGCAGUACGCGGUAUUAAUCUUGGUGGCUGGCUUGUACUUGAACCUUUUAUUACACCCAAGAUUUUUGAACAAAAUUCAUCCAUCAAGGACGAAUAUCAUCUCUGCCAGUUCUUGGGCCCUGAAGAAGCCAAAAGACAACUCAAGGAACAUUAUGAUACAUUCAUCACCGAAGCCGAUUUCAAAAAGAUUGCCGAAAUGGGUUUUAAUCAUGUAAGAAUUCCAACUGGUCACUGGGCAAUUCAAGUCACUCCUGAGGAGCCGUAUGUGGCAUUUGAAUCCUGGCAGUAUUUACUCCGCGGUAUUCAAUGGGCUCGUAAAUAUGGAUUGAGAGUGAUGGUUGAGCUCCAUACUGCCCCUGGUUCUCAAAAUGGCUGGAACCAUUCUGGUAGAGCUGGUCAAAUCGGUUUCUUAAACGGUACCCAUGGUGAAGAGAAUGCUCAAAGAACGCUUGAAAUCACAACUGAAAUGAUUCGAUUCUUUUCUAAACCCGAGUGGUCGAACGUUGUUCCACUAUACGGUGUCUUAAAUGAGCCUGCUAUGAUGAGUAUUCCCGAAGAAAAAGUAAAAGGUUGGUAUGAAAAGUCCUAUACUGCUAUCAGAAAACUGUUAGGUGCUGGUCUUGGUCCACUAUUGACUUAUCACGAUGGUUUUUACCCUCUUAAAAGCUGGAAUGGUUUCUUUGGAAAGCUUUAUGAACGAGUGAUGUUAGAAACUCACUUGUACAUGAUUUUCAAUGAAUACUUGGUAGCCUUGCCAAGAGAUGAACAAGCUGAAUUCCCAUGUACUUCCUGGAGAAGUGAUCUCAACGAUGCUGCCAAAAAUGCUGGUCCUACUAUGGUUGGUGAAUUUUGUAUUGCUACCAAUGACUGUGGUAAAUAUUUGAAUGGUGUCGGUCUUGGUGCAAGAUACGACGGCACAUUAAAACAAGAUGACGACUCGCCCAGUAAACCCGUCUGCCAUAAUUGUACCUGUGCUGGUGUGGAUGACUGGAAAACGUGGACACCUGAAUAUAAGGAAUUCUUAUUGAAAUUUAUGGAAAAGCAAAUGGAUUCAUACGAAGCAAGUGUUGGUUGGUUUUACUGGACAUAUAAGACAGAAGAUCAUAUUAAUCCACAUUGGGACUAUUUAUUGGCUUGGGAACAAGGAUUUGCACCUAAAAAUGUAAAUCUUCGUACAAAUCAUUGCGAGGCUCCCAAGUCUUCAACUUUGGCUGCCAACCCUACAUAG
Mucor mucedo is the source of this 1509-nucleotide messenger RNA. RefSeq names its product glycoside hydrolase superfamily. Gene Ontology annotation, molecular function: beta-glucosidase activity. The record is from RefSeq and is a predicted model, not a curated record. Gene Ontology annotation, cellular component: extracellular region; cell surface. Gene Ontology annotation, biological process: glucan catabolic process. Lineage: Eukaryota; Fungi; Mucoromycota; Mucoromycetes; Mucorales; Mucoraceae. The coding region runs from base 1 to 1509 and encodes 502 amino acids. The transcript has 2 exons.